GGGCGCGCUCUGUGGGGAGCGCAUCCGAGCUCUGCUGAUGCUGGCUGAUUGUUGUCGAAAAAACACGGCGGUGAAAGCACAACCAAGCACCGACGCUUUCUCCUCCAUUUUUUUCAACCUUCCUGUUUCCACCUUCUACUCUCUCUGAGUCUUCUCCAUCUCUCUCUCGAGGGAUUCAAUGAAAUGGCGAGGCCGAACGGGAAGCACAUUUCGUCAAAGCUCUUCCUGCUCUUGUCAUGCGUAGGACUUCUCGGGGUUGCUCUCAUUGCGGAUUUUCUCUGGGCUUCGUCUUCUUCUCUGACUUCUGCUUACUCGUCCCUUGCUUCGAAUUGGGCUUUUGAGAAAUCUGGGAGUGUGGUCAUACCUAAGGUCGAAAAGGAAAGAGCUAUUCAAGGUAAGAAGGAUCAGAGUGCCGGUAGAGUCUUGUCAGCGACCUACGCUGAUUUACCUGCACCGGAACUCAAAUGGGAGCAGAUGGCGACGGCACCUGUUCCUCGUCUCGAUGGGUCGGCGAUACAGAUUAAGAAUCUUCUCUAUGUUUUUGCUGGAUACGGUACCAUCGACUAUGUGCAUUCUCAUGUUGAUGUCUAUAAUUUUACGGAUAAUACAUGGGGUGGAAGGUUUGAUAUGCCAAAAGAAAUGGCACACUCACAUCUAGGAGUGGUGUCAGAUGGGCGAUACAUCUACAUAAUCAGUGGACAAUAUGGUCCACAAUGCAGAGGGCCUACAGCUCGUUCAUUUGUUCUGGACACAGAGACCAAACAGUGGGGGGAAUUGCCUCCUUUACCAGUACCUAGGUAUGCUGCAGCAACUCAACUUUGGAGAGGUAGAUUGCAUGUAAUGGGUGGCAGCAAGGAGGACCGCCAUGAGCCUGCAUUAGAGCAUUGGAGUAUUGCUGUAAAGAAUGGGAAAGCAUUAGAAAAAGAGUGGCAGACUGAAGUACCCAUUCCCCGUGGGGGCCCCCACAGAGCCUGCAUCGUGGUGGAUGAUCGGCUUCUUGUUAUUGGUGGUCAGGAAGGUGAUUUUAUGGCCAAACCUGGAUCACCUAUUUUCAAGUGUUCCCGAAGGCAUGAGGUUGUAUAUAGUGAUGUCUAUAUGCUUGAUGAUGAGAUGAGGUGGAAAACGUUGCCUCCAAUGCCAAAACCCGAUUCUCAUAUAGAGUUUGCCUGGGUUAUAGUUAAUAACUCCAUUGUUAUUGCUGGAGGCACAACAGAGAAGCACCCUGUGACCAAGAAGAUGAUUCUGGUUGGAGAGGUGUUCUGGUUUAAGUUAGAUACGCUGGAAUGGUCAGUAGUUGGAAAGAUGCCUUUUCGUGUGAAAACCACUCUGGUGGGCUUCUGGGAUGGCUGGUUGUACUUCACAUCUGGACAGCGAGAUAAAGGACCUGAUGAUCCAUCACCAAGAAAAGUCAUUGGAGAAGUGUGGAGAACCAAGCUGAGCUUGCAAUAAAUUCUUUUGUAAACCUAACAAAUGGUCUAUCCCUUUUUAAUUGUCAAUUGAGCUAUUGUAACAUACACAGCUGUAGAAAAUUAUUGUCUUUAAAAGAAACAUUGAUUCUUGCAAAACAUGUUAUAAAAUCCUAUCCAUUUCCACA
Nelumbo nucifera (sacred lotus) is the source of this 1594-nucleotide messenger RNA. Its product is annotated as kelch repeat-containing protein At3g27220-like. Gene Ontology annotation, molecular function: protein binding. NCBI's taxonomy places the organism in Eukaryota, Viridiplantae, Streptophyta, Magnoliopsida, Proteales, Nelumbonaceae. The record is from RefSeq and is a predicted model, not a curated record.